Molecule: messenger RNA, 6084 nt
Organism: Zonotrichia albicollis (white-throated sparrow)
Lineage: Eukaryota; Metazoa; Chordata; Aves; Passeriformes; Passerellidae
Gene: TESK2
Product: testis associated actin remodelling kinase 2
Biological process (GO): actin cytoskeleton organization; protein phosphorylation
Cellular component (GO): nucleus; cytoplasm
Molecular function (GO): ATP binding; protein serine/threonine kinase activity
Source: RefSeq, a predicted model, not a curated record
GGCGGUCGCGGCCCCGGGUCCCGCAGCCGGGCUCCCGCCUCACAUGGAGCCCCCGCGCCGGCCGCAGCGGCGGGGCGGACCCGCGCCGGGGUGCUGAGGGGCCGCGGCUGCGGGAUGCGGCCAUGAAAGCCCGCGCCGCCCGCGGGCCCUGCAGGCGCCGCCGCUCAGGAUCCAACAAGAGUAGAGAAGACAGCACAUUACCUAAGAUGUGAGAAGUCCUCCCACAGUGAAAUAAAAUCUUGUUUUCAAAAUGGACCGAAGUAAGCGGAAUUCAAUAGCAGGAUUUCCACCACGCCUGGAGCGCGCUGAGGACUUUGACAGCAGCACUGGAGAAGGGACUGCAUCCCAGCUGGGCAGAGUUUGUACCUCUUCUUACAGAGCCCUGAUAAGUGCCUUUUCCAGACUUACUCGUCUUGAUGAUUUCACAUGUGAGAAAAUUGGCUCUGGUUUCUUCUCUGAGGUGUUCAAGGUAAGGCACAGAACUUCAGACCAGGUUAUGGCUUUGAAGAUGAACACACUGAACAGCAACAGAGCAAACAUGCUGAAAGAGGUUCAACUUAUGAAUAGACUCUCACAUCCGAACAUCUUAAGGUUUAUGGGUGUCUGUGUGCAUAAAGGACAGCUGCACGCUCUUACUGAGUACAUCAAUUGUGGUAACCUGGAACAGCUACUAGAUGGCAACCAGCAUCUGCCCUGGACAGUGAGGGUGAAACUGGCCUAUGACAUUGCUAUGGGAAUCAGUUAUCUUCACUACAAAGGCAUUUUCCACCGAGACCUUACAUCCAAGAACUGUUUAAUCAAACAUGAUGAGAAUGGAUACUCAGCAAUAGUUGGAGACUUUGGUUUAGCAGAGAAAAUUCCUGAUCACAGUGAGAAGUUACCAGUUGUGGGUUCACCUUUCUGGAUGGCACCAGAAGUUCUCAGAGAUGAGCCCUACAAUGAAAAGGCAGAUGUGUUCUCCUAUGGCAUCAUUCUGUGUGAGAUUAUAGCAAGGAUACAGGCAGACCCAGACUAUCUCCCUCGCACAGAGAACUUUGGAUUAGAUUAUGAUUCCUUCCAGCACAUGGUGGGAGACUGUCCUCCUGACUUCCUCCAGCUGGCCUUCAACUGCUGUAAUAUGGAUCCAAAGCUGCGUCCUUCAUUUGCUGAUAUUGUCAAAACACUGGAGGAAAUGUUAAACCGCCUGAGAAAUGAGGACUCGGAGAGAGACAGAAAGUUCGUGAACCUUGACAACAAUGAAAGAAAACCAAAAGGAUCAAUUGACAAAGGACCAGGAGUGAAACGUUUGAGUUCCUUGGAUGAUAAGAUCCCGCCCAAGUCACCCCGUCCGCGCCGCAAUAUCUGGUUGUCCCGCAGCCAGUCGGAUAUCUUCUCUCGCAAACCUUCCCGGAAGAUCAACGUGCAGGACCCCUACUACACACCAAGCAAAGGGUUAGGCCGCAAAGUUAACCCCUUCAGCGCCCGGGAGGACCUCAAGGGGGGAAAGAUCAAAUUCUUUGACAUGCCAAGCAAGUCUGUGAUUUCCCUUGUGUUCGACUUGCAUUCUCCAGAGGCGGGUGGAGGCCUGAAAGCCAGCCAGUCCCAGUUCCGGCAGGCGUACAGCACAGACUGGCAAGACCUUUCCCUUCUUCCUGGGAGGAGAUGCAGAUCGCUUCCACUCUCUCCUGAAUUAGCACACAAGGAAUAUGGCCUCUUUGGGGGACUGUCUUCAACUGUUGGCAGGUGUGACCCAGCCCAGUUAGGUGCAGAGGUUCGGCAAAAACUCUUGAGUAGCACUAAAUAUGGUGUGUCAGAGAUUCCCCCCUUUCACGCCAAGCCUCACAGAACAGAGUUUCUUCUUGCACCAGGACAAGAAGAGGAUAUGGACUGUUCAGAUGGGCCAGUGGCCCAGGAGGAAAAUGGGUUUUGCCCUGUUGAGAACACAUGUGGAGAUCCAGCAUGUGAUCAACCAUUAGUGCUGGCCCAGUCCGGGCCGUCUUACAAAAAGCUCCCAGUUGAGAAUUCAGUGAACUCUGAGGGACGUGGCUCCCCACAAGUGUUUGCAGGUUGUCUCCCUUCUGAAGAGAUGGAGGUAGAAGAUGACCUACUGAAAAUUACGCUGUUGGAGCCUGCAAAGCCUCUGUUCAGUGUUAGUCCUCCCACAGAGCUGAAGAGAGAGGCAUGGCCCUUCAGGGAGCAGGAUGGGGACAGUCCUGCCCUGUUGUCUCAGACCUCCUCCAACAUCUCAGCAAGUGGCAGCACAAAGUCAGCUUGUGACAUAUGAAGAGAGGGCUCAAACUGAAUGUGUCCUUGAGUUGUUCCCAGCUGCUUAAACUAAGCUUUUCUGCAGUGCUGGGCUUCACAUCUGAAAGAGACUCACCAAGCUGGCUGUAGGACAGAUAGCUGCAGACAUUGUCGGAAGAGACUGAUCAUUUUAUAAAACCUUAUUUCAAAUUGUGCUUAUUCCCUUUCCUGAUUUGAAUUAGGAGGGGGAACUACUCCAGCCAGAAUGGCCAUGUGGGUCCCACAGCCCUUCCUGGAGGCAGCAGCCAGAGCAGGCACCAUUAAACAGUUUGACCUGGAUUUCCAGCAUGGGGCAUUUUAAGGUCUUAAGCUCCAUGUAAAGUAGAAAGAAUGACCCUUAGAUUUUUCCCUCUUCCUCUAACUGAACAUCUGCUCUAAGCCACUGCAUAUUUUUCAUUAACAUUCUGCACCAGUGCACCUGAGUCAGAGCCUGUGUUUCAGAAACAGGCACAGAAGUCUUUCUGAGCUAUGUUGAGCAGAUAGGAAUGCUCUCUAGUCCCAGAGCUGCUUUGAAUGCUGUUGUAGCAUUAAACAAGCUCUUCUUUCAAAAGCAGCAAAAACAAAACCCCUCAUGCUGGUCACAAUCUGCAGGCUGAGUCACAUGACAAGUACUUUGUGAUUAACAAGAAGAAUCUGUUCCCUGGUGUUUCAUUUUCCCUUGGGAUUUAGUAAUGAUGUUUAAUACAUUUGUGCAGGGAAGCUCGCUUCCUUGUACAGCUCUUUAUGUACCUCAGCCCAAAUGUGGAGGAAGAUUUGCCCAGGGCACAGAGAAGCAUAUUCCAGGCAUUGCCAUUUCUGGGCUUCUGAAGAAACUGCUCCUGAAAGUACCAGCUGUACUGCGCUUUUGGCAGGGGGUGGGCCCUUAUCUCUGAAGAGCUGAGUGGACAUCGUGAUCUGUUUCUGCAGAAUAGUUAAGUAGAGUAGCUACAUCACAAUUGACUAUUAUCACUAAGCUAGAAGGGUCACAUACACCUCCCUCUCUGGUACAGCAUCCAUCUCACUGAUUUCACUGCAGUAAUGAUGGUUCCUCACUAGCCUGCUUGACAGAGGACAGGAAUCUCCUGCUUAGGGGGAGUUGCCAGCAGUGUUGUAGCCCCACAAGUGCUCUUGGAGAGGGCAGCUCACAGGAGGGCUUGUCCUAAAUUGACUUUUUGUUUCCUCUACAGAAAGAAGCUGCUGUUUUUAUUGGUUUCUCCUGUCACUGAAUAGGAUAUUUUUUUUUUUUUUUUUUUUUUUUUUUUUUUUUUUUUUUUUUUUUUUUUUUUUUUUUUUUUUUUUUUUUUUUUUUUUUACUUCCCUUGACCAGCGGGUACCUGUGAAAGAAGCAGCAACAUGAGCUUUAAUGCUGCUUGCUGGAACCAUCAUCAGCAAUCCCUGCUCUGGGAUGCAAUGUAUGGGAAAGCUCAUUCUGUGACAUUUGUGCAACAUCCUUCCCUUUUCCACUAUCAUCAUCCCAAAAAACAUGGGAUUUAAAAAAUUUUAUUUUAUGGGGUUUUUUUUUAAUCUAUAUUAUCAUUCCUAAGUGAGGUAAACAUUGCACACCUGCUGAGCAGAUGGUGAUGCAGCAGAGUCCAGAUUUUCAUCCAGGUAGCCUGUUACAGUCUUCCUGCUCUCUUGUAAGGCUGGAUACUGUAAGCUGGUCUCUGAUGGAAGCCAGACUAUUUCUACUCUUCUCCCAUCUCAAAGAAAGGAUGGAGAAAGCCAUAGUUCUUUCUUGGCUGGGAUGUGUAUCUUUCCUGAGGUGUAGGUAGCUAUUCUAGGAGUUACAGCUGUGACUUCCUCUAGUGAAGUGUGUGUUAACCUGGGCAGUUCUCCCUUUGCAGUGGCUGUUAUGAAUGAAAGGAGAAGCCCAGUGUUGCGGAGUUAUUUAAUACAGUCCAUGCCAGAUUAGGCAGCUGUUGACAGCUCAAAAGAGAAAAUACCUGUGCUCAUUAAGAUCACCCCUUUUGGCCCACAUCUCUCUGCCUCUUGAAGGUGCUUAUCUGCAGAGUAGUCUCUGUCUUCUGCAUUGUGUCUGCAGAGUGCAGAGCAGCCUGUAUGGCUGCCACUGUGUGUGUGUAACUUUGAGGACAGAGAAACACUGUUGCCUGCCUGGUGCCUGCUUGCUUUUUUUUUUCAUUUUUAAAUCGUUUUAUCUUUGCUACAACUGUAUCUUCUGGGAGGGAAACCAUCAGCACCAGCUUCUGUUGUCACAAGAUGCAUUUAGGUGUGUGACUUCAGACAAAGAAGCAAUAAUGAGUAGUUUACUUUUGGAUCACCAGGCUGAGGGAAGCUGCCCAGCAGCCUGACCGGAGAGCACACGCACACCUCUGGCUGCCCUGGGGCUCCCCUGAGCGAGCCCUGUCUGUCAGUGCUGACACCUCAUCAUGAGCCCUGCCUGACACUGACUGCAAAGCUUGAGCAGUCAGCUGGGGCUGCCCCAGGGCACCCACUGCAGUGACCUCACUGUUCUCUUACACUGCUGUCUUUAUGACGUUUCCCUGCCUUGAACAGCUCUUACAAAGCAGCAGAGAUAAAAUUUUAUUUUCUUAAAUGUCCGCUCUAAGCACAACCAAUUGACAUGCAUUGGGCACAGCUAUCAACAUUUCUGGCUCUUGGUACUGAGGUGGAGAUGUCAGAAACAGAAAUGCCAAGGAGUAGCAGCUCAGGCCUUUCCUGGAUUGGUCUGCAUGGGAACAGGCAAGUAUGAAACCGGAGUAAAAGGUCAUUUUAAAAAUUGCAAAGUGAUUGCUGAAACCCCGUGUUUCCAAGGAUGCAGUUGGAAGUCACAACAUCUCAUCCCUUUGGCUGCAUAAAGCUGAAUCUAGGCUGCACCUAGUAAUUCCUAGGUUUUGUGCCUACUGAGGUUGCUUUUCUACAGAGGGCCAUUUUCUGACAGCCACUGAUAAACAUGAAUUUGAACAUAUGGUCAGCAAACUCCUUGUUUUAUAGUGACGUGACAAAGUUUUAUCGUGAUUGGAUUUUACCAUGAUUUUGACUUUACAGGAGCAGUUCUUGCUCUUUUAAAGUACUUUCUACACAUUGCUACACAUCUCCCUGAAGAGAUCAAAGAUGUUUUUAAUUCACUUUAAAUCUAUGUUGAGUUCAAUUAAAUGUCUGUUAUAAGCUAUUUUUGUUGUGGUUGCAGGUUGAUAAAGUGCAGCCAGGAGAAUGCAUGUGAAUUGCUGCCCCUCAAAAGCAGCACAGCCAAGGGGCUGUAGCAGACUUGUACUUGUUGGAGAGGCAUUGAUGUAUUAUGUGUAACAGAACGUUGGUAUUUUUUGCCAGUACAACUAAAGACACUUGAAUAAUUCCUGUUUGCACUUAAUGCUAUUGUUUAUAUUGCAUGUCACUACAUUUCUAUGCAAAACAAAUAACCUUUUUUUUUUGGGAGGAGGGGCAGCCAGAUAUUUGAUUAAGUAUAAAGAUCUUUGCGAGAUGAUCUAUUUUCGUAUUUAUGAAGGAGUUUUACGUCUUAAUAUUUUGCAGUCUGUAAAUAGCUGAACUUGUAAUUAAAGGCUUAGGAAGAAGUUUGUAGCCUGUGUAUAAUAGUAAGUUAACACUGCCAGAAAAAAAAUCUUUGCGAAACAACUUUUCUAAUAUUGCAGAUAUUUAUGAAUAUGUAAAGAAAGUACGUCUUGUUUUUAUGUUGAUUGACCUUCUGACUUUUUUGAACUAUAGAAAUGGUGUAUGUUUUAUUGGAACUGCAAUAAGAAGUAACCAAAGAUGAAUCCACUUAAAUAUUUUCAUAAUUUUUUUCUUGGUCAGGUUUUGUAAACUUUCCCAACUUGCUUUCAAAAUAAAAAUGAAAUCAAGGCCUGA